Molecule: messenger RNA, 6822 nt
Organism: Diorhabda sublineata
Lineage: Eukaryota; Metazoa; Arthropoda; Insecta; Coleoptera; Chrysomelidae
Product: leucine-rich repeats and immunoglobulin-like domains protein 1
Exons: 4
Coding region: 128-1465 (445 amino acids)
Cellular component (GO): extracellular matrix
Molecular function (GO): protein binding
Source: RefSeq, a predicted model, not a curated record
AUACAUUUCGUUAUAAGCUGCUUAGUAGCUGAUAUUAACUGAUCCCUGAGGUCAUUAUCAAAUAGAUAUGUACUCGAUUUGACGUAAAACAACAGUUUGUAUUCAGUUUAAUUCAUAUUUAUUGAAAAUGGUGUCGACAGAAGUAAGAAACUCAUUAUUAAUAUUCAUUCUUUUUAUACAAACCGUUCUGUCACAAACUAAUACUUUCGUUGAUGUUAAAGUUUCUUUAAUUUCGAAAAAACAACCAACUAAAAAAGAACAAAUUACAAUAACGUCCAACAAUUUACCGCACAGUCUCAUCAAUUAUGAUCCCGAUGUUUACGAUUCUAUUAAAAUUGAAGGACAAUUUAUACCAAAGAUAUACGAAGGGGCGUUCAAAGGUUUAAAUGUAACACAAUUAAUGAUCAUCAAAACUGAUUUGAGAGAAUUAGAAGUUGGUGCUUUCAAGGACAUUAAGAAACUUGAUUCGUUGGUGGUCGCGGAAAAUUCGCUCAAAUUUGUCAAGAAAGGAAUAUUCACAAACUUAUCAAUUACUAAAUUGUAUCUUGAUGAUAAUAAAAUAAAAUCAGUCGAAGGUGGUUCCUUCGAGGGUAUGAAAAAGAUAACGUCCAUAGUAUUGAGUGUAAAUUUUAUCAAAGUAAUCGAAAAAGGAUCUUUUAAAGAUUUAGAAGAAUUAACGUCAAUCAGAAUCGAUUUUAAUAGGAUAGAAAGAAUCGAAGAAGGUGCUUUCGAAAAUUUACCAAAGCUAUCUAAAUUAGAUCUGGAUAAUAAUAAUAUAAAACAAAUAGAAGCCAGCUCAUUUGUGAAUUUACCAGCACUUACUGUCCUUUUAUUGCAAGUCAACGAAUUGGAAAGAGUUUCACUGAAAAAUUUGAAUAGUUUGAUAGUUUUGUGGUUGUUCGACAACAAACUGAAAUCUUUGGAUAUAGGAAUGUUGAAUGGAUUGAAAAGUUUAUCGAAAGUGAACGUUACCGAAAACAGAAUCACGUAUCUCGAAGGAACGGCUGUACGUUCUUUCGAAAUGCAUUAUCUGGACCUAUCAUAUAAUAAUAUCACUAGUAUCGGUGAUGGAUGUUUUAACGGAUCUAAUAUACAAGAUUUACUUUUGAACAACAACCAAAUAUUAAAUAUAUCGCCGUCAGCUUUCAAGUCGUCCAAGAUAAAGAAGCUUCUACUACAUAAUAACCGCAUAUCCAAAAUAAACAACGAUACGUUUGCUAAUUUAGAAAUGGACGAACUCACAUUGAACAAUAACUUAAUAUCAGAUAUAGACGAAGGCGCUUUCCAGAAUGCAGCCAUCAGAUCUAUAAAUCUCGAUGGAAAUAAACUGACCAGUAUCAAACAUGGUGUUUUUGAUACGGUUAGAUUGAGAUAUAUUUCAAUUUUGAAAAAUGACGCUAUAAACGACAGAGCUUUCAAUAACGUUUCCAAUCUUUGGGAUAACAGUUCGACAAGAUUAUCUUAGAUCUUUUAAGGAGUACCAAAAAGUAUUUUUUUUUUAAUAUAACUCAUGCAACAAAGUAAUUUUUUCUUUUCCAUUGUGUAACUACGAUUGGAACUAUUGGAAACUUUGAAAUAAAUCACACAUCAAGAUGAGUAGUGCAACGCAUUUAUUUAUUUCAGUUGAAAUUUUAUAAAUUUUUAUAUUCUAUAUAAACAAGUAAUUUUUUGGAACAAUUAACUUUUUUCUUAUAGACCCGGCAAGCAUGUCUGGCUGCUAUCUAUCUUGAUUACGCUUCUCAUACUAUUUUUUGAUAAAAUUUUUCCCCGCGUUAAUUUUUUUACUGAAAUCGUGUUAUACAGAAAAAAAAUUAAAGAAGUAUCUACGAAAUUGAAGAGUUGCUUAAAAGUUUGUGGUCUGCAUCCAGGAAUUUUUUUUACAUCGAUAAAAGCCAAGCAUUUUUUUACUAGGUCUGAAACUACAUAAAAAAAUUUUUUUAUGUCAAGAUGGUUGAAAAUGCCUUUUUUAAUUUCCAUCACAGUCAAUCUAGGAAAUUUGGUUUCAAGAAACGAAAAUUCGGGUCCGUCUUUGGAGAGUGAUUUUACUAAACUUUUAUACAAGAGUUUGGUCUCAGAAGUACCAGGCCCAACAAAGAAAAGACAGCAAUUCUGGACAAAUAUAUUUAUUUUUCAACUCAUUUUAGCUCCAUACAUUUUUCCCAACGAUGUUUAAUAAGUUCGAUUUGAUAAUUCUGAGACUUUUAUUAAUUAAUUUUGACUAUUACAGUAACGAAUGUGUGAGCUGGUGCAUUGUCAUUAUGAAACAACACUUUCUUUUUAGCCAAAUGCGACUGGUUUUUCGUGCAGGCAUUCAAACUCAAAAUGGUGUCAAACCUCUGAAUGCAGCUCCGAUUUUCCUGAAAAUUUAGAAUUAAGCUCAUAUUCACCUCCAUAUCAAGAUCUACAUGGUCGCAAGGUGUGUAAAUUGUUUUUAAGGGGUGAAAACCACCCCUUAUCGAAAAAUAUCAAUAUUAUAGUUGUUCCUACUUUUUUUCAGUUCAAAUUUUUUUCGUGUAUGCAGCAUAAAUAUCUUAACAUAUUGUAUAAUAAAAAAUUCAUAUAUUUUGAAGUAUCAACCCUUAAAAAUCUUUAAAAUCUACCAUUCUGAUGAAAAUAAUAUAGGAAAAAACCAUUUAAAACAUUGCAAUUUUAUUUUUACUGUGAAAAAUUCAAAGCAUUUCAAUAAAAUUGGUUAUUAAUUUUCAUUACUCAACCCUUAAAAACUACCCCUUUGCAGAGAAUGAUAUAAAAAUAAAUCUAAUGACUGCCAACUUUUAGAUUUUUCAUUCUUUUUGGUAUUAAAGUUUCUACUUGAAUUAAUUUUUGAUUGUCUAUACCCUGUCAAUCCUUAAGAAAAAAAUUUUAAUGACUGUUAAUAUUUUGAUUCUGAAUUCUUUCAGUAUCCAAGUGUAUUGACUGUUUAUUUGUUUUUGUAUCUCUUAUAGUUAUGGAGAAAAAAUGAGCAAAAAAAAUUUUUUUUAAAAUAAAAAAAAAGUAUUAUUUAAUGCUCAUUUUUUUUAAAAAUAUGCAUUUCUAAUCAGUGAAACUCUCAAAUGUCGUAAGUAACAUCCAAAUAAAGUAUUUAUUUUGAUUUUCAAUGAAAUAGUAUGAGUUUUAGUGUAAUUUUUUUAGCUUUAACUAUUUUACGUCAUAUCUCAAUAUUUCAAUCAAAACGACUUUUAUCAGUAAUCAUUUGAAAGGUCUUUUUAAGCUCUUUAAAAAGUAUUCUAUGACUUUUUGUUGAAAAAUGUACCCUUUUCCCGUUAUUUUAGGUUAAAUGUUCAAUUACGUAAAACAAAAGCUAUUCAAGUACCUAUAACUUGCUUAGGUAGAACCUUAUGAUCUUAAAAUAAAGCUUAAUUUCUUUGUUUUCUUAUAAGCUUCAUUUUUGUUUAUCACAUUUUUUCGAUAAAAUACAUCAUUACAGAGUUAUACGUAAAAAACUAUUGAAAAAUGCUGUUUUUUGACGAAAAAUCGUACUUUUCAAUUGCGAAUAACUCAAAAACUAUUAAUCUGGCGAAAAAACUUUAUAUGACAUUUUUUACUUUAAAUUUGCUGAUCUUCCGAUUUUUUGGGGUUGCACAUUUCGGCACUAUGUAGAUCUCGCUUUUUAGAUACACACCUAUCAUCUGUCAAAUAAAUUUCAAAUAAAUCGGUGCUGCAUUAAAUAAUUCGGAAAGGAAAUGCUUGAAUACCUGGCCUAUUUGCUUGAUUUCUUCGCUCAAAUGCUGCAAUAAAUUCGUAUAAUAUUCGCCAGUGACAGUUUUUCCUUUUACAAGGUAAGCAAAGAAAAUGAUUCCACGUCUUCCACGUCCAUCCCGAAAAACCGACGCUAUGAUCAUUCUUGCAGAUGGAACGGUCUUUGUCUUCUUUGGAGCCGCUUCUCCCUUUUCAGUUUAUUGUUUUUAUUGUUCUUUUGUUUUGAUGGACCCACGUUUCAUCCAGGGUUAUGAAACAUUGUAAAACACUCGAAGGAAACAUCUUCACGACGUUAUUUUUGUUCUAAUGUGAGCAAACGCGCCACCCAUUUUGCGCACAGCUUUCUCGUGCCUAAAUUUUCGGUUGAUAUUCGAUGUACUGCACUUUUUAAAAUGCCUAAUAUGUCUGCUAGCUUACGUACUUCCAAUAGUUGAAGAUCCAGCACCGCUUUGUGGAUUUUCUUCAACAUUUCUGGAGUCAUUUCCUCAUUUGGUCGACUAUUGCGAUGCUGCUCUUCGCCUCAUUUAAACUCUGCUACCCAAUAUUUUACCGCUGUCUCACUCAGAGAGUUCUAGUUCAGCUUUUAUAUUGUCUACCAAACAACGUAGCGUCUUCAAACUUGAAACAUAUGCUGUAACAGAUUGUGUACUUUCUAAUAUAAACAUCUCAUAAACGUAAAUCUUCGAGUAUUUCCUGAUAACUUUAACCCGUCACGUGAUCCCUUAUAAAAGUACGGACCCACGAGACCUACCACAUGGACACCUACCCACACACGGGCACCUCAGGCAGGUUUGAUUAUUUCUUGAAUCUUUUUUCGAGUGCAUUGCCUGAUUUAUGACGACUCAUGUAUAAAACCUCAUAUUUCUACCUGAAUUAUAUUUGUAAAUUGACAAAUCUAGAUAUUAAUGUCAUUUGGUUGGCUAAUCCAAGUAACGGAUGAUCGGAAUUACUAGAUAAACAACCUAUUUUAGAGCUUUAGAACUCAAAAGCAUUCAGCUUUUACAUAAUCAUCAAAAACUUGAUUCGAUCGCUAAUAUUUUCCGUAUAAUCGAAAUACGUCCUUCGAAGAUAUCAUGGAUGUCGAUUUUUUUCAUUUCUAAUUGCUAUCGACCAAAUUAACGGUUUCAAAAUAGUCGAAAAACAUUUUAAUCCGGUCAAUUCAGACAUUCGAAGUUACAUAAAUUCUCAUCAAGCUGCAAAUCAGUAAAAUUGUUUAAAAUACAAUUAAACAUAGAAUUUGAUAAUUUCCAUUGAUGGAAAAAAUUUUAUUCAAGGCAAAAGGUCAAAAAAAUGAGUUUUUCGCUAUUUUCAGCGAAACGGUGAGUUUUAUCAUAAAAAUACCUCAGACAAAAAUUAUAGAUCAUAAAAUUAUCUACAAAAAACGUGGCAAUACUUUUUUCUCUACGAGCCACCGUUACUGAGAAAUAAUGAUUCAAAAAGCUGUAAAAAUUGUCGUAUUUAAUGGUUUCAUCAUUUUCACCAGUAAAUUUUUCUUACAAUAUUGAAAUGAAAUGAGACUUGUUGUGAGUAUUUGUAAGAAAUUUCUAUUGACUUGUGGGAUUUAUCAUAAGUUUUGGUAUUUCUCGUGCAAUCAUUAUAGCCAUUAAAUACGACAGUAAAUCUGAACCAUUAUAACUUUCACAACUAUUUGAAUCGUUAUAUCUCAGAAACGGUGGCUCGUAGAAAAAAAAGUAUUGCUACGUUUUUUGUACAUAAUUUUAUGAUCUACAAUUUUUGUUUGAGGUAUUUUCAUGAUAAAACUUACCGUUUUGCUGAUAAUCGCGAAAAACUCAUUUUUUUGUCCUUUGACCUUGAUAAAAAUUUUUUCUAUACACGGAAAUAAUAAGGAACAUUCAAAUUUUAUUUUCAAUUGUAUUUUAUACAAUUUUACUGAUUUUCAGCUUGAUGGGAAUUUAUGUAGCUUCACUACUAUUUUUUGGUCUAAUUUGACCGGACUAUUUUAAUUUCGUACUAACUUCAAUAAGUGGGAAUUUUCGAUUCGACAUGCAUCAGAAUCCUUCUUGCAUUCCAACUAUCAAAAAAAAAUUAAAACCCUCCUUUCUGAUUAUUUUUUUAUUGGUUUCAAUUCUUAUAAAUCAUUUUGGAACCAUUGAAAAUCUUUCUACGAUUCUGGAGUCAUCAACAGCAGUAAUGGGAAUAUGUCAUUGACUUGCUUGCAUAUAACUAUUAAGGUUCUACUUUAUGGGCUUCUGAAUCCAUUGAAAAGCUUUGAUGGUAAUUCUUCUAGAUGUUUUGUUGCUUUCCCACCAAAAGUAGCAGCCUUUGUAAAUAAAAUAAUUCCGCAGAAAAUCAGUAGCAAAUCAACCUCAGGUAUCGAUACACUUAUACUUGCAUUUUGGACCUUAACAAAAUAGUCCUGGAAAUCAAAAAACUGUUUUUGAAUUCCACCAGAACUUUCUGAAUCGGCUCUAUCUUGAGAUAACAGUAUAAAAAAUAAAUAAUUAGAUUCAGAGGGCUAAAAAUAGAAAUUUCCUUAUCAAAUUGGAGUACAAUUAAUUAUCCAGUAGUUUAUAAUAACUUUUGUUCACUGUACUAUUAGAGAUGGAACUUCAUAGCCAGAUAUUUUGUUCAAUGUUUUAAACUUCUAACCAAGUUAACGCACAUUAAAUCAUUUUCAAUUCACUCGAAUAUAAUUGGUAUUUAUAAACGUACAAUAAAAAUUAUAUUUUAUAUAAAGAGAAAGCUAUUUCUUUUGUCUUUCCCUUCACAUUAAAUCCUCAUUUAUAUCACUUUAGAACUAUCUCAUUAUGUAGUAACCAUAUUCUAGGUCUUUAUAGAUAUCUCAUUAUUUCAAGCAACAGCAGACUGUUAAUAAGACACCUGAUACCGAGAAGUGUGUGUUACCCCAACUAGAAAGCGUCUUUAAUCAACGUCAACUUCAAGACAAACAAAAAGAGAGUAAAUCACCCGUCACAUAUCCAUAUGCCUUAAUGAGUUUCACUGGGGUUAUCUGAGAAAGGUUCCGAACCAUUUCAGUUUUAAAUUAACAGGAAGCUGUAUCCAGAUUAAAUUCGAUCAGAUUAAUAAGAAGUUGGAUAACAUUCUGGGUAACUCGUAAAUAUGUGGCUAGUUUUUGGUAUAUUAUGGUAGCAUUUACAUUUA